GGGGCAGCACCGAGCACGCACGCUUUCUUAUUGCCCUGGCGCUCCCGCGCUCGGAGGCUUCACGCGUCUAAUAAUCGCCGCACGGUUGGCUUGCUUUGCCCCGGCUCCCCGAGGGCGACGGCGACACGGCCACGCGGGUGGAUUGAGGAGAGUGGAGGCGCAGCGGCCAAAAAUCUAGCGCGCGCGUCGUUGGGCGGUGGCAUUGCGUCGCGCCUCGGUCUCCUCGCGUUCGUUCGUGUCGUGCCGACGCCGUGCGUACGCGGGGGACGGCCGGACGGCAGCCGAUCGCCUCCCCCUGUCUUCGCGCGCCAUGGCCGAGAUUUGCUGCGAGGAGGCCAAGGCGACGCCGGCGUCGGCGUCGGCCGUCACGGCGCUCGCUAGGCGCCGGCCCAGGGUGGAGCUGGGCGUGCCCGGGGCAUACCGGCCCACGCCGGCCGCGGACGAGGAUGGCAGUGGCAGUGGCAGUGGCGGGCGUGGCGGGAAGCGGCGGAGGGUGUCGGGCGCGGCGCCCGGGCGAUCGUGUCAGAGGCCUCGGGUGCCGGGGUUCGGGUCGAGGUGGUGGCCGAGGUACGGCGUCACCUCCGUCUGCGGCCUCCGGCGCGAGAUGGAGGACGCCGUGUCCAUCAGGCCGGACUUCCUUCACGGCGGCGGCGGCGGCGGCGCCUCCUCUUCCUCCUCCGGCAAGCAUCAUUUCUUUGGCGUCUUUGACGGCCACGGCUGCUGCCAUGUGGCCAGGAUGUGCCAGGACAGGAUGCACGAGCUGGUCGCCGACGAGUACAGCAAGGCGGCCUCCGGCAAGGAGGGUGGUGCCACCGCGGCGGCGGCGGCGGAGCCGGCGUGGAAAGAGGUGAUGGAAAGGGGGUUCGCGCGGAUGGACGACGAGGCUGCGAGCUGGGCCGCGAGCCGCAGCGGCAAUAACGACGACCUCCCCUGCCGCUGCGAGCUGCAGAAACCGGCGCGGUGCGACCACGCGGGCUCAACCGCCGUCGUCGCGGUCGUCGGCCCCACCAGCGUCGUCGUCGCCAGCGCCGGCGACUCCCGCGCGGUCCUCUGUCGCGGCGGCGUCCCCGUCCCACUAUCCGUCGACCACAAACCUGACCGGCCCGACGAGCUAGAGCGCAUCCAGGCGGCGGGUGGCCGUGUCAUCUUCUGGGACGGCGCCAGGGUGCUCGGCGUCCUCGCCAUGUCUCGAGCCAUUGGAGACGGCUACCUGAAGCCGUUCGUGACGGCGGAGCCGGAGGUGACGGUGACUGAGCGCACGGACGGCGACGAGUGCCUGAUCCUGGCGAGCGACGGGCUGUGGGACGUCGUCAGCAACGAGAUGGCGUGCGAGGUCGUCAGGGCGUGCUUCCGGAGCAACGGCCCGCCGUCCUCGCCGGGCGCGCGGCCGAACGGCGUGCUCCCGCCCGCCGCUGCGGCGGGGCGGGAAGGCGACGGCCCCGCGGCGGUGAAGGUGGACAGGGCCGAGUCCGACCGGGCGUGCUCCGAAGCGGCCCUGCUGCUCGCGAAGCUCGCGAUCGCGCGCCGGAGCUCGGACAACGUCAGCGUCGUCGUCGUCGACCUCCGGCGGGGGUCCUGAACUACUGAUGGAUUCGUGGGGAACAUGAUUGCAUGCCCCCGCCACGGCCAUUGUUGUUUUCUUCCGCUACAGCAUGAUGGAUUAAUAAUAAAUAGUCUAAUUCACUGAUC
This is a messenger RNA of Setaria italica (foxtail millet), 1689 nucleotides long. RefSeq names its product probable protein phosphatase 2C 49. The transcript is spliced from 4 exons. The record is from RefSeq and is a predicted model, not a curated record. NCBI's taxonomy places the organism in Eukaryota, Viridiplantae, Streptophyta, Magnoliopsida, Poales, Poaceae. Gene Ontology annotation, cellular component: nucleus; cytosol. The coding region runs from base 311 to 1579 and encodes 422 amino acids. Gene Ontology annotation, molecular function: cation binding; protein serine/threonine phosphatase activity. Gene Ontology annotation, biological process: protein dephosphorylation.